Molecule: messenger RNA, 273 nt
Organism: Phytophthora nicotianae INRA-310
Lineage: Eukaryota; Oomycota; Peronosporomycetes; Peronosporales; Peronosporaceae
Exons: 1
Coding region: 1-273 (90 amino acids)
Source: RefSeq, a predicted model, not a curated record
AUGACUCACAAGAAACUGAAGCAGAGUACUGUGGUGUCCAACAAAUGCUUCCGUCUGCUGCGGUUGAAGCACGAGAUGCAAAGUGAUGUGAAAGUUCUUAAAGCGGUGGUGGAUGAACUGGACGUGCUACGUUUGUGUCGCUUGUUGGGCAUGACGGUGGCUGACGAGGACCAAACGUCCAAGCACAAGUUCGAGUUCGGUAUGUUCAACUCCAGUGACUACGACGUCGACUUUGCCCGAUUCAUUCGUGGAAGCUGGUUGCUGGAAACAUGA